UCUGCUCUAUCUUCAAGGGUCCUUGUAACCACUUCUCAUCCACUCCAUCAUCCAUCGAUUACAAUGGAUCGCCAAAACCGCGCAGGAGCCUCCUUCGGCGGUGGCGGCGUCGCCUCCCAAUCGGCCACAAACGCCGACAGACGUGAACGAUUGCGCAAGCUAGCCCUCGAAACCAUCGACCUCGACAAAGACCCCUACUUCUUCAAGAACCACGUCGGCAGCUUCGAAUGCCGACUCUGCCUAACAGUGCACCAAAAUGACGGGUCCUACCUCGCGCACACCCAGGGGCGAAAGCACCAAACGAACCUCGCGCGGCGCGCCGCGCGUGAGCAGCGCGAGGGGAAAAACCAAGACCCGGCGAACCUGCCCGGCGCGAUGGGCGUGCAGGUCAAGAAGCAGACGAUCAAGAUCGGGCGGCCCGGGUACAAGAUCACGAAGGUCCGGGAUCCGCUGACGAGGCAGCUGGGGUUGCUGUUUCAGUUGCAGUAUCAGGAGAUCACGGCGGGCGUGGUGCCGCGGGUGCGGUUUAUGUCGGCGUUUGAGCAGAAGGUGGAGGAUCCGCCGGAUAAGAACUUUCAGUAUCUGGUUGUGGCGGCGGAGCCGUAUCAGACCUGUGCGUUUAAGUUACAGGCGAGGGAGAUUGAUCGGCGGGAGGGGCGGUAUUGGACUUGGUUUGAUGAGGAUAGUAAGGAGUUUUGGGUGCAGAUUAUGUUCAAGACGGAGAGGGAGGAGAGGUUUAGUGGUGUGCCUGGGUUGGCGCCUAUGGGGGCUGGUGCUUGAUUUUUUAUCUUAUUUCAUUGUUGUCCACAGGGAGAGUGAGGCGUUUGGGUUUCUGUCUAAAAUUGGUCUAAUAUCCUGUACUAUUGUUGAGAUCGAGCGUGCUUCAAUCAAUCUAUGCGAUGUCCAGC
Messenger RNA from Aspergillus candidus, 908 nucleotides. Its product is annotated as spliceosome assembly protein PRP11. Lineage: Eukaryota; Fungi; Ascomycota; Eurotiomycetes; Eurotiales; Aspergillaceae. The coding region runs from base 64 to 780 and encodes 238 amino acids. Gene Ontology annotation, molecular function: zinc ion binding; nucleic acid binding. Gene Ontology annotation, cellular component: U2 snRNP; catalytic step 2 spliceosome; U2-type prespliceosome. The record is from RefSeq and is a predicted model, not a curated record. The transcript is spliced from 2 exons. Gene Ontology annotation, biological process: spliceosomal complex assembly.